Nematostella vectensis (starlet sea anemone) is the source of this 1064-nucleotide messenger RNA. RefSeq lists its product as uncharacterized. Bases 1 to 894 code for a protein of 297 amino acids. The record is from RefSeq and is a predicted model, not a curated record. Lineage: Eukaryota; Metazoa; Cnidaria; Anthozoa; Actiniaria; Edwardsiidae. The transcript is spliced from 5 exons.
AUGCACGUUAACGAUACAACGUUUGGCACAAAUGAAUGUCCCUUUCCCGUUAUUGAACAGCAAAAGGUCGCAAGCUGGCAAAAAACAGCGGAUUUGUUGUUUUGCCGCGUCGGGGAAGCUUACCCGCAAGCUCGCGAACGCCGCUUUCGCUUGUUUAACGGAAGCCUUGAUGACUUCCUCAACGACCAAGAGGUCAAAUCGAGGUUCCGCUUUCGGAAAGACACAAUUGAGUAUAUAACACAGUUUUUGAGGGAGGAAUUAAGCCGGGAUACGCGACGAAAUCACGCACUUGCCCCAAUAGUCCAAGUUCUUGUCGCACUACGCUUUUACGCUUCGGGGAGUUUUUUGCAAAUCAUAGGCGAUACAUUGUUCUUACCAGAGGAUGAUGAACUUGUUUCAACUUUAUUUUUUGCAGGUCUCUUUACCAACAUUGUUGCCCGUUGGCCUGGUAGCACUCAUGAUGCUUUCAUAUUUCGGAAUUCAUCUAUUCAAAAUACGCUGGAAAGGGAGCACACAAGGAUAGAUGAGGGGUACUUGUUAGGGGACAGUGGGUAUCCAUGCCGCCCCUUCCUCAUGACACCCUAUCCUAACCCAGCCAACCAGCAUCAGGAAGACUUCAAUGAAGCCCAUUCAAAAACAAGGGUUAAAAUUGAACAAUGCUUUGGCCUAUUCAAGAGGCGGUUCCACCUUAUGCACGGUGAGGUCAGAAUGAAGCCCGAGAAAGUCAGCCAGUUAAUAGGGGCUUGUGCUGUAUUGCAUAAUAUUGCAAUCUUGAGAAAUGACAUAUAUGAUGGCCCAGCAGCUGGACCUGAUGAUGAGCCAGAUCUGAAUGUGUAUCAGGGCCCUGAGGAUGGAAAGAUCAUUAGAGACUUUAUUUCAAACUCCUAUUUUUAAUAUAUGUUGCUUUUGUAUUUGUCCUACCCCAGUAUCAUCACAACACUGGACCCAAAAGCUACAAUAAAAAACUUUCAGGCAGUCAAUGGACAGUGAAAUCCAACAAAGGUAUUCUCACAUGCUGCUAUUAAUUGUUUUCUGCUGUCUUCAUUGCGUUGUUGAUUGGUUGA